Messenger RNA from Hypomesus transpacificus, 2059 nucleotides. It is a transcript of the gene ino80c, whose product is annotated as INO80 complex subunit C. The record is from RefSeq and is a predicted model, not a curated record. NCBI's taxonomy places the organism in Eukaryota, Metazoa, Chordata, Actinopteri, Osmeriformes, Osmeridae. Gene Ontology annotation, biological process: chromatin remodeling. The coding region runs from base 404 to 1054 and encodes 216 amino acids. The transcript is spliced from 7 exons. Gene Ontology annotation, cellular component: Ino80 complex.
AGAUGUGUCUUCCUCAGAACACUACUGAUAUGAGUUAAAGGCAGAGUUAAGUGAAAUAUGAUCUUCUGAGCCUGCUCUAUACUCCAAGGGCAAGGACACACACACACACACACAAUAAUGAUGUUUCUGAUUUUACACUUAAACAACUAUAGUGUCAUACACAAUAAUACACACUAUCUGAUAUAAAUAAAAUAACACCACACACAACAGCAUCCAAAACACACACAUACACAUCCAUGAUGUGUUUCACACACACCUGGCACUAGUCGAUGCCCCCCUUACACUCAUCAAUAUGUCAGACUUCUGGAUGGAAGAAGGUUUGGUUCGCUGUCAUCACUAUUCUCGGAUUAAUUUUUGAGAUCUUGACUCCAGAUCUUGAGAACAACGGAACUUCUCAGUAGACAUGGCUUCGCAGCACACUGCUUCUACAGUGAGCAGAGCCGGAGCAGUAACUGCAACGACCACACCAGCAGCUCGAGCCCAGAGUGUUGUUGCUGCAAGUCCCGUAACGUUCCGAAGGAAGAAGCGGCCAACCAGUCCUGCAUCCUUCCCAGUGACGCAGGCCAGUGGAAACAACAGCAAAAAAAGAAAAGCAACACCUGUUACAACUCCAACACAAGCACAGAUUGUAGCAAUGGAGCCACAAUCCGAGGGGAAAGCACCGAGUGCGGUAGACGUGGCUGUACCGACCACCACGGAGCCCGUUACCAUUCCCCUAACUUUUAAAGAUCCUAAUUUUACGCAUUCAGGGAUUGGCGGUGCAGCAGCAGGGAAAAAGAACCGGACAUGGAAAAAUCUAAAACAAAUUCUGGCUGUGGAACGGACGUUACCCUGGAAUAUGAAUGAUCCCAACUACUACAGCAUUGAUGCUCUUCCUUCCUUCAAACCAGCCAAGAAAUACUCAGACAUCUCUGGACUCCCUGCUAACUACACAGACCCUCAGACCAAGCUGCGGUUCACAUCCUCUGAGGAGUUCUCCUACAUCCGCCUGCUCCCUACUGACGUGGUCACUGGCUACCUGGCGCUCCGAAAGGCCACCUGCGUGGUUCCCUGACAACUCUUGCUAGGACCUGAUCUGGGACCAGCUCAUCCACCUCCAAUCCAAAGGCCUGGCACUGCAUCAGUGCUCAAGGACCGUUUCUCGUUUUGAUGGUAUCCUGAGAAGAGGGAGACGUAAACAGGGAUGAACUGUGUUUGACAGCAUGGACUCAUGGAGUGCCUUUGUCAAUACAAAGAGCCUUCCAGGCAUCAUAGUAAGACUUGUACAUUCCCCAUCUGACGCAUGGGAAGAUAUCAUUUGGAACUAAUUUAUUUGAAUUUUUGAACAACCCAUGCAGUUGUCAUGUUUCCAUGUAAUAUUCAGCAUUCCCAAUGUUUAAAUGCCUCAUGUACUGUUGGAUCAUACACCUUAUUUAGUUCAAUAAAAUCCUGUCCAAGAGAAAUCAUCUAACACAGAUGUUUGCUGGCUUUGACAGUUGCCAUUAAACUUGAUGGGUGUCAACAUACGUCACUGGCUAACUGGAAUUGAUUUACUAGCCCAAAAAUGUGUGACAGGCCCCAGCGAGAAUUGAACUCGCGACCCCUGGUUUACAAGACCAGUGCUCUAACCACUGAGCUAUGGAGCCCAACCUGCUUGGGUGAUUUAUUAUUAGAGUUCUAUAACUAAAUACAAAACCACACCCAUGUCACAAGAUAUUACAUAGAGGCAGUGCACCUUCUGCAUUCCUAGAAUAAAGAAGACCCAAAAGGAGAUAACAAUGGUCUACGGUCUCCAUUACACCCCACCAUUAACAGUUACCGGAAACAACCAACCGGCAUAAAAUAUGAGAGAGGUGUGAACCACUGACACUUAAUUGUAGUGACAAACAUGAAACGAACCAUUUUCACAAUUUCAGUGUCCUGUUCGGCUGUGAAAGUGAAUGUUCUUCCUCCUAGGUGUGGUUCUUUUUCAAUUCUGCAAAAUGCAAAUACAAUGAGCACACUAGUCCAUUGAUAUGCAGUAUUUCAGUACACAACGCAAAUAUAAUUCAUACCUGUUCUCCAUCCUGAAGGUUUGAAU